Zingiber officinale is the source of this 2173-nucleotide messenger RNA. RefSeq names its product 6(G)-fructosyltransferase-like. Gene Ontology annotation, molecular function: beta-fructofuranosidase activity. Lineage: Eukaryota; Viridiplantae; Streptophyta; Magnoliopsida; Zingiberales; Zingiberaceae. The record is from RefSeq and is a predicted model, not a curated record. Bases 24 to 2027 code for a protein of 667 amino acids. Gene Ontology annotation, biological process: carbohydrate metabolic process. The transcript has 7 exons.
GUCAUUCCUCCCCUGUUCUUCCCAUGGAUCCUUUCCUCCCACUCCGCCACUGGCCGGAGGCGUCGUCGCCGCUCCUCUCAUCCCCCGGCGGGUCCUCGGACCACCGUUCGCCCCGGCGGCUGCGUCUCCACGCCCUCCUCUUAUCGUCAGCCCUCACAUUGCUCGUGGUAGUGGUCGUGGUGGUGCUCGGCGGCGGCGGCGGAGGUGGGCACGAGACGAUUACCACGCUCCGCCCCGGAAGCAGCGGAGCGGUCUCCCGCGGAAGGGAGGCCGGCGUCUCCGAGAAGUCGUCCGGCGGCAGGCUGUCCGCUGAGGGCGGCGGCGGCGGAGGAGAUGACUCCUUCCAGUGGACCAACGACAUGCUGCGGUGGCAGCGCACCGGCUUCCAUUUCCAGCCCCUCAAUAAUUGGAUGAAUGAUCCAAACGCGCCGUUAUAUUACAAGGGAUGGUACCACUUGUUCUACCAAUACAACCCCAGCGGUGCUGUGUGGGGCAACAUCACGUGGGGCCACGCAGUGUCACGUGACCUGGUCCGGUGGCUCCACCUCCCCGUCGCUCUGUUCCCCGACCGGUGGUACGACGCCCACGGCCCCUGGUCCGGCUCCGCCACCGUCCUUCCCUCCUCCGGCAUCCCCGUAAUUUUGUACACUGGCUCCACCAACUCAUCCUCCCAGGUCCAGAACCUCGCCGUCCCCACCGACCCUUCCGAUCCCCUGCUCCGGCGCUGGUCCAAGGCCGCCGCCAAUCCGGUCAUCCUCCCUCCCGCCGGCGUUGGUCUGUAUGACUUCCGAGACCCUACCACAGCCUGGCCGGCAGUCGACGGGGGCUCCUGGCUGAUCGCCAUCGGCACCAAGGACGACUCCGCCGCCGCUCACGCCGGCGUCGCGCUCGUCUACCGUACAGUCGACUUCGUGAAGUACGAGUUGGUGCCCGGGGAGCUGCAUCGGGUCGUGGGGACGGGGAUGUGGGAGUGCGUUGACUUCUACCCGGUGUCGGAGGGGGCGAAGCACGUGCUGAAGGCGAGCUUGGACGACGACCGGCGGGAUUACUACGCGAUCGGGAGCUACGACGAGGGGAGGAACGAGUGGGUCCCGGAUGACGCGGCGGCGGACGUGGGGGUGGGGCUGAGGUACGAUUGGGGUAACUUCUACGCGUCGAAGUCGUUCUACGACCCGGCGAAGCGGCGGCGGGUGCUGUGGGGGUGGGUCGGCGAGGCCGACAGCGAGGCCGCCGACGUCCGCAAGGGCUGGGCGUCGCUCCAGGGCAUCCCUCGAACGGUAGAAUUGGACGCAAAAACGGGAAGAAAUCUGGUGCAGUGGCCGGUGGAGGAGGUGGAGAGUCUGAGAAUGAGCAGCCAAAAAUUCGAGAACAUCAAAUUGCUUCCUGGAUCCUCAAUCCCUCUCGACGUUGGCCCGGCCACUCAGGUGGACAUGGAGGGUGAGUUCGAGAUAGACGCGGCGGCAAUAGCAGCGUUGAUGACGGCGACGGCGGGGGCGGGUUACAAUUGCAGCACGGGCGGCGGCGCUGCGGCGAGAGGCGCCGUCGGGCCGUUCGGCCUUGCGGUGUUGGCCGACGAGGCAGUCCUGGAGAAGACGGCCGUAUACUUCUACGUCGCGAGAGCUGCUGACGGCCAACUGGCCACGCACUUCUGCCACGACGAAUCCCGGUCAUCAAGGGCGAACGAUAUUGUGAAGAGUGUGGUCGGCAGCGAAGUUGUUGUGCUUCCGGGCGAGGCAUUAUCCGUCAGAAUUUUGGUGGAUCAUUCGAUAGUGGAGAGUUUUGCUCAGGGAGGAAGAACAUGCAUCACUUCCCGUGUAUAUCCAACUAAGGCAAUUUACGACGCUGCGAAAGUCUUCCUCUUCAACAAUGCUAAAGAUGCCACGGUCACUCUCAAGUCUCUCACCGUCUGGCAAAUGAAUUCAACAUCGAAUCAGAGCCCUAACUUCCAUGAUGCUAAAGAGGCAAUCGUCUCAGGAUCCAGUCUAAUGAAGGACCCAUAUUUUUUUAAUUAUGCUAAAAAAAAAUGAAAGAUAUGGACCUUAAAUGACCGUUAAACCUAUUCUCACGGGCACCACCGACAUAUGACUCUUCUUUGCAAUUUCUUCUCCAGUGUUGCUCUUCUUUGCACGUAAUUUCUUCUACGAUUCUUUCUACCAAGGCACGGAUUUAUGGA